Molecule: messenger RNA, 1122 nt
Organism: Cajanus cajan (pigeon pea)
Lineage: Eukaryota; Viridiplantae; Streptophyta; Magnoliopsida; Fabales; Fabaceae
Molecular function (GO): nucleic acid binding; RNA-DNA hybrid ribonuclease activity
Source: RefSeq, a predicted model, not a curated record
AUGGCUUGGUCGGUCGAACUCUCCGAAUUUGAUAUAUCUUUCGAGCCGAGAGGUCCUAUCAAGUCACAGUACCUAGCUAACUUUGUCAACGAAUUGACUCCUCCUGAAUGUUUUCAGGAUGAGCCAUGGACCAUGCAUGUCGAUGGGUCCUCUAAUGCCCAAGGCAGUGGUGCGGGGGUAAUCCUUGCUAGCCCCUCAGGUAUCACAGUUGAACAGUCCCUUCGUUUCGGCUUCUGGGCGUCUAACAAUCAAGCAGAAUACGAAGCCUUGUUAGCCGGGAUGCGAUUAGCAACCAAAAUGGGUGUGAAAAAAGUUAUAUGCUGGACCGAUUCAAAGAUCCUGGCCGAACAGGUCAACAAUAAUUUUCAAGUCAAGGACUCAAACUUGUUGCAGUACUAUCACCUGUUCCAGGGAAUCAAGGGCGGCUUCAGCGAAGUUCAGGUACGGCACAUCCUUCGCAACAACAACGAACGCGCCGACCAGCUAGCUCGGCUCGCUAGCAGCCGAAAACCAGGGCAGUUGCGGACCACCAUUCAUCUUGAGAUUCCCUCUCCAUGUGUAACUGCCGAGUGCAUGACGAUAGAUGAAGAAGCACCCUCCUGGAUCACCCUUAUUCGGCACUACAUAAUUAACGGCGAAUUGCCGGACGAUCCAGUGGAAGCAGAGAAAAUACGAACACAAGCGGCUUGGUACUUCAUGGUAACCGAUGAGCUCUAUAGACGAGGAUUCUCCACCCCGCUGCUCAAAUGCAUUGACGAUCAUCAAGCAGAUUAUGUGAUGCGGGAAAUCCACGAAGGUAUCUGUGGCUCUCACUCGGGGGGGCGAACCUUGGCGGCCAAAGUCUUGCGAGCUGGCUAUUAUUGGCCGACUCUAAAGGGAGAUUGCACCGAGUUCGUAAAAAAAUGUGUGAAAUGCCAGAAGCACGGAAACCUCAUCCACGCAUUGGCUGCCGAAUUACACAGUAUCAGUUCCCCGUGGUUGUUCGCCUUGUGGGGUAUUGACGUACUCGGACCUUUCCCAGUGGCAAGGGGGCAGGUCAAGUUUCUCCUCGUUGCGGUAGAUUACUUCACCAAGUGGAUAGAAGCCGAACCGCUCGCCUGCAUCUCCGUCGCCAACGUCUAG